CACAUUUAGAGGCUAGAAGCGGCUCCCGGGGAGGGAAAGUGGGCAUGGGAAAGAAAAUUUUCUCUCCUGAACUGUUUACCCUGACGUCAGUUUGCAGAACUAGCUCUACCCCGUCUCCCCGAGUGUCUCCGAAACUCAAUUCCGUCUAAACUGGAGGACUAGCCGGGAUCCGCYCGGCCGCUGCCCUCCGCGGACCUCACGGAGCGAAGGAAAUGACUUCUGCUUCUCCUUUAAAGUGGACUAAAACACCUUCACGAUGAACACCUGCGCCUUUCUGCUGCUUUUAAGUGUUCAGAUCUACGCCGAUGGCAUCGAGGGGCCAACAGCUGCCGGCUGCACGUUCGAAGAGGAUUCAGACCCUAAUCUGUGCGAGUUCACCCAAGGGGAGCAGGAUGACUUCGACUGGAUGUUGUUUCGGACGUAUAGUGCGCCUUCGGCCAGCUCUGACCUUCUAAAGGGGUCCUACAUGUUGGUGAACUCCUCCCAGCAUGCCGCGGGCCACCGUGCUCAGCUGCAGCUGCAGACGCUGAGCGAGAACGACACGCACUGCGUCCAGUUCAGCUACUUCCUGUACAGCCGCGACGGCCACAGUCCCGGGGCCCUGCGGGCGUACGUGCGGGUGAACGGCGGYCCGCUCGGAAACCCGGCGUGGAACGCGUCGGGCUCUCACGGCAAGCAGUGGCACCAGGUCGAGCUGGCUGUCAGCACCUUCUGGCCCAACGAGUACCAGGUGCUGAUCGAGGCAACGGUUUCCAGGGAGCGGCGAGGUUACAUUGCCAUCGAUGACAUCAUGGUGCUCAACUAUCCCUGCUAUAAGGCCCCACACUUCUCCAGACUUGGAGAUGAGGAGAUCAACGCUGGUCAAAAUGCAACUUUUCAGUGUGUUGCUGCUGGAAGAUCCUCGGAGGCAGAAAAGUUCCUGCUGGAGAGACACAAUGGGGACAUUUUAACAAUGGCGUCGGUCAAGCAUCUGAGUCAUCGGCGCUUUGUGGUGUCUUUCCAGCUUGAUAGCGUUCAGCGCUCCGACCAAGACCUGUACCGCUGCGUCACUCAGUCCCCUCGGGGCUCAGGGGUCUCCAACUUUGCCGAACUCGUCGUGAAAGUACCUCCAUCCCCCAUCGCGCCGCCUCAGCUGCUGCGCGCCGGCUCCACCUACCUGAUCAUCCAGCUCAACACCAACUCCAUCCUGGGAGACGGCCCCAUCAUCAGGAAGGAGAUCGAGUACCGAGCCAGUCAGUCCCCGUGGUCCGAGGUGCACGGGGUCAACAUGGUCACCUAUAAGCUGUGGCACCUGGAUCCGGACACCGAAUACCACAUCAGCGUGCUGCUGACCCGGCCUGGAGAAGGAGGCACCGGCCCUCCUGGUCCUCCUCUUGUGAGCAGGACCAAGUGCGCAGAGCCCAUGCGUCCGCUGCGAGGCCUCGUCGCCACCGACGUCCAGCCCAGGCAGCUGGCCCUGCAGUGGGAGAACCUGGCGUUCAACCUGACACGCUGCCACACCUACUCGGUGUCCCUGUGCUUUCGCUACACCAUGGCGGGCGGCGGCGGCGGCCACAACACCACGGUGCGCGAGUGCCUCGCGGUGGAAAACAACGCCUCACGCUUCACGCUUCGUGAUCUGCCACCGUACCACAGCAUCCACGUCCGUCUGUCGCUGGCAAACCCGGAGGGGAAGAAGGAAGGCAGAGAGGUCACCUUUCAGACGGAGGAAGACAUCCCCGGAGGCAUAGCGCCCGAGUCACUCACCUUCACCCCACUGGAUGACAUGAUCUUCCUGAAGUGGGAGGAGCCCGUUGAACCCAAUGGUCUCAUCACGCAGUAUGAGAUCAGUUACCAGAGUAUUGAGUCAUCAGAUCCAGGGAUCAACGUUCCAGGACCCAGAAGAACCGUGUCCAAGCUCAGGAACGAGACCUACCACAUGUUCUCGAACCUUCACCCAGGGACAACUUACCUGAUCUCCGUUCGAGCGCGUACAGCCAAGGGCUUUGGUCAGACUGCGCUGACAGAAAUCACCACUAACAUUUCAGCUCCUACGUUUGAUUAUGGAGACAUGCCAUCRCCACUGAGCGAGACCGAGAGUACAAUUACUGUGCUGCUGCGCCCGGCGCAAGGCAGAGGAGCUCCCGUCAGCACCUACCAGGUGGUGGUUGAAGAGGAGACUGUGAAGAAAGUGAAGCGGGAGCUGGGCCUUCAGGACUGCUUCCCGUUGCCCAUGUCUCACGGUGAGGCCCAGGCCCGAGGCUCACCGCACUACUACACAGCAGAGCUGCCCCCCAGCAGUCUGCCCGAAGCCAGUCCCUUCACCGUCGGGGACAAUCACACCUACAACGGCUACUGGAACAGCCCUCUGGACCCCCGCAAGAGCUACCUCGUCUAUUUCCAGGCUAUGAGCAACUUUAAAGGGGAAUCAAGAAUAAACUGCAUCCGCAUCGCUCGUAAAGCGGCCUGCAAAGAUCACCGCAAAGCUCUGGAAGUGUCCCAACGCUCAGAGGAGAUGGGGCUGAUUCUCGGGGUGUGUGCUGGAGGACUGGUGGUCCUGAUCCUCCUGCUCGGCGCUGUCAUCAUCAUCAUUAAGAAGGGAAGGGACUACUACUCUUAUUAUCCGAAAGCAGUGAACAUGAAUAAGACUCCCAUUACCUACCGACAAGAGAAGAGCCAUAUGGGCUCCUUGGAGCGCAGUUUCACAGACCAGAGCACCUUACAGGAGGAUGAAAGAAUGGCUCUGUCCUUUAUGGAUGCGCACACGUGCGGCACGCGAAGUGAUGCUCGGAGUUCGGUGAACGAGGCCAGCAGUUUGCUGGGGGGCUCCCCGAGGCAUCAGUGCGGAGGCCGUAAAGGCUCCCCCUACCACACGGGUCAGCUCCACCCUGCCGUCCGAGUGGCCGACCUCCUCCAGCACAUCAACCAGAUGAAGACCGCCGAGGGCUACGGCUUUAAACAGGAAUACGAGAGCUUCUUUGAUGGCUGGGACUGCACCAAAAAGAAGGACAAAACCAAAGGGAGGCACGACACCUUGCUGGGAUAUGACCGUCACAGAGUGAAGCUCCAUCCUCUGCUGGGCGAUCCUAACUCAGACUACAUUAACGCUAACUACAUUGAUAUUCGGAUUAACAGGGAAGGCUACCAUCGAUCCAACCACUUCAUCGCCACUCAGGGACCCAAGCAGGAGACUCUGUAUGAUUUUUGGAGGAUGGUGUGGCAGGAAAACUGCUUCAGCAUCGUCAUGAUCACGAAGCUGGUGGAGGUUGGCAGGGUGAAGUGCUGUAAAUACUGGCCUGAUGACAGCGAGAUGUAUGGAGAUGUCAAAAUCACCCUGCUGAAGACAGAGACCCUUGCUGACUACGCAGUUCGCACCUUUGCCUUGGAGAGGAGAGGAUACUCCACGAAGCACGAGGUCCGUCAGUUUCAUUUCACCUCUUGGCCCGAGCACGGGGUGCCCUAUCACGCCACCGGGCUGUUGGCUUUUAUACGAAGAGUGAAAGCCUCGACGCCUCCCGACGCUGGCCCGGUGGUGGUCCACUGCAGUGCGGGGGCAGGGCGCACCGGCUGCUACAUCGUGCUGGACGUCAUGUUGGACAUGGCUGAGUGCGAAGGCGUGGUGGAUAUCUACAACUGUGUGAAAACCCUCUGCUCUCGACGCAUCAACAUGAUCCAGACAGAGGAGCAGUAUAUUUUCAUCCACGAUGCCAUUCUGGAGGCCUGUCUGUGUGGAGAAACAGCCAUCCUGGUGAAUGAGUUUGCGGUAACCUACAAGGAGAUGCUGCGRGUGGAUUCUCAGAGUAACUCCUCUCAGCUGCGUGAGGAGUUUCAGACUCUUAACUCGGUGACUCCCCACCUGGACGUGGAGGAGUGCAGCAUCGCUCUGCUGCCCAGAAACCGGGAGAAAAACCGCAGCAUGGACGUCCUGCCGCCUGACCGCGCCCUGGCCUUCCUGGUCACCACCGAAGGGGAAAGCAACAAUUACAUCAACGCGGCGCUCGCUGACAGCUUCCACCGGCAGGCCGCCUUCAUCGUGACCCCUCACCCUUUGCCGGGCACCACGGCUGAUUUCUGGAGGCUGGUUUUUGACUACGGCUGCACAGCAGUGGUCAUGCUCAACCAGCUCAACCAGUCCAACUCUGCCUGGCCGUGUGUUCAGUACUGGCCGGAGCCUGGUUUACAGCAGUAUGGACCCAUGGAGGUGGAGUUCCUGUCCAUGUCUGCAGACGAGGAUGUCAUCACUCGUCUGUUUCGGGUCAAGAACGUCACAAGGCUCCAAGAGGGCCAGCUGGUGGUGUGUCAGUUCCAGUUCCUGCGCUGGUCGGCGUAUCGCGACGUUCCCGACUCCAAGAAGGCUUUCCUCAACCUGCUGGCUCAAGUGCACAAGUGGCAGAGGGAGUGCGGGGAAGGACGCACCGUCGUGCACUGCCUGAACGGUGGUGGUCGUAGUGGGACCUUCUGUGCCUGCAACAUCCUCCUGGAGAUGAUCCAGUACCAGAACAUGGUGGACAUCUUUUAYGCUGUCAAAACUCUACGCAACUGCAAACCCAACAUGGUGGAGUCUCUGGACCAGUAUCGAUUUUGCUACGACCUCGUCCUGGAGUACUUGGACUGCUUCGAAGGCAGAUAGCAACUAACAGUUUACGACAGCAGCCRUUUCCCGUUUGCUGCAGAUUUGCUUUUGGGCCGCCACGGUGACGCCCUUUCUUCUCUACAGUUCGGACCUUUGGACUUUAAAGGAACACAAAGAAAAAAGGCAGGGGGUGAAUGAAAAGAAAACCUCCGUCAAGGUUCUAGAUUUUAACCUUUAAUGUACAGUUGUGAUUUCCUCCUUGUUGGUGAUGUUUUGAUAUGUUGUUUUAUUUUUGGGGGGUGGGGUUGUUUGGUCCACUUUGCCGCUCGGACUAAUUCUCUCACGUUGAGGAUCGCUGUAGCAGCAGCAGAACAACACCGGACCUGUUUACACCCAGGAAGGCUCGCUGCGGCUGUGCUUCAUCGUUUCAUUUAAACAGCGAGGAGGCUGGAGGUUAAACUUACCCAAACUUGGAGGUUCUCUCUUUACUCUGAAGAGUGACUUAUGUACAAUACCAUAAACUGCCUUAUUGUUUAAUGUUAAACACCUAAAUUAAAACAAUUAUACAGCUGUUAAAAAAAAGAAAAAAAUGGCAACAAAUUUUUAUUAGACAAGCAGCAUUAGAACUAACCAGAYGGGUUUUCAUCAGUAUUGAAGCAUAAUCUGUACAGUAUUGCAUUGUAUUGUAUUUUGCCAUAAUUUCUAUGCUGUAUUAGCAUGUGUGCUGGGAUUAGAUGGGGGUUCUGGUGUCACCACAAGGGAGAUCCCUGCCUCAUUACUCUCACGGUGCCAAUCCCACUGACUGACUUGAAUCSUUUAUUUUGUUCUCUCGCUUCAUUUCAAUAGAUGUCGGCGAACAUACAGUUUGAUCCACGCGGUUGUUCGUAUUUUUUUACGCAAUACGAAAGCAAGACAAAGGAGCAGCAGUGAAACCGUGCUGAGAUAMCGUAGUGCUGAUGUGAAAAGUGAUGUUCCAAAAAAGAAAAAAUUUAAAAGUCCUGUGGUCGUGUUUUAGCAGUUACGGCAUUACAGRUUUUAACUCACUUGUUCUUUAAGAUGUUUGGUUCUUCUGUAAAUUAUCAGCUCAAUUAAACCAGUAUGAUCUUUAUCAUUUCAGAUGCUUAUUUUGAGAAUUUUUUUUACCUUGAAUUUAGUUGUUAGUUGUGUAAAAUAAUACGAAAAAUGACUGUAUAGUUAAAAAAAACUGUGCCGAGGAUAAUAAUCCACUAUGCAUCACCACUUAUAACUGGACAUGUUGGUGUUUUGGCACCGUUUAUUUUGAGUGAAAAUGCUGUAUUGUGAAGGAGGUGGAUAAUAAACGUCUGUCCAGAGAA
This is a messenger RNA of Austrofundulus limnaeus, 5886 nucleotides long. RefSeq names its product protein tyrosine phosphatase receptor type Ub (gene ptprub). Gene Ontology annotation, cellular component: membrane. The transcript has 31 exons. The record is from RefSeq and is a predicted model, not a curated record. Gene Ontology annotation, molecular function: protein tyrosine phosphatase activity; protein binding. Lineage: Eukaryota; Metazoa; Chordata; Actinopteri; Cyprinodontiformes; Rivulidae. The coding region runs from base 257 to 4609 and encodes 1450 amino acids. Gene Ontology annotation, biological process: protein dephosphorylation.